AGCUGAAGCGAACAGGCCCGUGGUCAGCUGGAGUUGGUUUGGAGGGGGGAUGGUGGGUGAACUGAAGGUGAUGAUGGUCUUGUAGGUCACAAUGAGUGGGGUGUGGCGGUCACAUGGCUCUGCCUGUCCAAUUUGGUACCAGUGUAGUGCAAAGAGCAGGCAGGCUAGCAGUUGCAUAAUGCACGCAUGUUCUUCGCACAUCAGUGCCUUUGCUGAUAGCAUUUCAUCUCAUUUGAUGAUUCCAUUUUGCUUUUGCUGGCCUUUUCUUUUUUGCUAGGAGCUAAUGGCGACAUCUAUACAACCUUAUUUUGUUCAUAUAAACAUAGUUAUGCUUGUCAAAUUUGUCAAGAACGUUGUGCGACUCAGACUGCUGCGCUGCUGCCGUUGACCAUCAGCAGCACUAUGUCAAAUUUGACAAAGCUGCUUGUCAAGAACUACUAUUAGAUGCUCAUCCCUGUUGCUUCAGAUGACGAGACUGCUUUGCCGUUGAUGAGCAUCUUGAUCUGAUGGUGCUGCAUAUUUACAAAAUAUGGCCAUCUCCUUUUCUUUUUGGCACAUAAGCAUGGUUAUGCUUACAAAAUUUGCCUGGGUUUUUAUUUGAUUGGCGUGAUUUUUGUUCAUAGCAACAGGAAGGCAAAGAUGCUUUAGCACCUCAUCACCCCCCAACACCAAUGCUUCCUGGAAUCACCAACUUUCUGCACGCGUUGCAUCGUGCUUCCCCAGCCUUGCUCUGUUGAGUUUUCUGGUCAUACCAUCAGCUUUGUUCUCGGCCUUAUCCGCGCAGCAUCCGCUCUUCUCCAGCCCCGCCUCCGCCGCCGCUCGUCGCGACAGCCGACAGCCCUGCCCCGCCGCCCCUGCGCUGCUACGCUCCAUUCUAGCCGCCUCCGUGGCUUUGGCCCCUCUCGCGGCUGUGGGGCCUCGGCAUCCUCGCCACAGUUUGGUGGAGUUCAGCUCGGCCUUCGGCAUCAGCACCUUUCCCCCAAAAUGGCCGUGUGGCCGGCCUCCCUCCUCAUCGCCGUUCUCUCGUUCUGCGAGGCAGUACGGGCCAUCAGGACGCACGGCGGCGGCGGCGGCUAUGUCUCCGCGGUCGGGGACCCCGGCAUGCGGCGCGACGGCCUCCGCGUGGCCUGGGAGGCCUGGAACUUUUGCAACGAGGUCGGCCAGGAGGCCCCCGGCAUGGGCAGCCCCCGCGGCGCCGACUGCUUCGAUCUCGAGACUAGCGCUGGCGAGCACGGCCAGCCGGUGUACGAGGUGGUGCACCGGGUGACCGACGCCGACAACGACCUCCGCGCGGGCAACCCGUUCCCGGGGGCGCCGGCGAACGCGACCGUCACCGACGUCGACCGCUACGCGGCGGCCAAGGAGCUCUACCUCGGUGGCCUGUGCCAGGUGCCUGACAACCCUGCGCCGUGGCAGUUCUGGAUGGUCAUGCUCAAGAACGGCAACCUCGACACCACCGCGGCCAUCUGCCCGGAGAACGGCCGCCGGGCACGCCCGUUCCCGCAGACUUCCCGGUUCCCCUGCCCGGGGGGCGCCGGCCGGUGCAUGAACCAGCCGCUGGUGUUCCAUAACCGCACCGCGCUCGACGACGCCGGCCGGUGGCUGCGCGGCGGUCUCUUCGGCACCUACGAGCUGGACGCCGCGGAUCCCGGCAGCGGCGACGUGUCCUACUACUCCGUCACGUGGGAGAAGGAGGUGGCGGCGAGCGCCGGCGCCGGCGGGUGGGCGUUCCACCACAAGCUGCGGACGUCAAACGAGUACCCGUGGCUGAUGCUGUACCUGCGCUCCGACGCCACCAGGGGAUUCUCCGGCGGCUACCACUACGACACCAGGGGCAUGACCAAACAGGUGCCGGAAUCGCCGGACUUCAAGGUGCGCGUGACGCUGGAGGUGAAGCAGGGCGGCGGUCCCAACAGCCAGUUCUACCUGAUGGACAUGGGCAGCUGCUGGAAGAACGACGGCCGGCCGUGCGACGGCGACGCCGCGACGGACGUGACGCGGUACAGCGAGAUGAUCAUCAACCCGGAGACGCCGGCGUGGUGCCGGCCGUCGAGGAUCGACCAGUGCCCGCCGUGGCACACCUUCCGGAACGGCACCCGCGUGCACCGCACCGACGCCGCCCGCUUCCCCUACGGCGCGUACCACGUCUACUGCUCCCCCGGGAACGCGCGGCGCGCCGAGCAGCCCACCACCUACUGCGACGCCUACAGCAACCCGCAGCCGCAGGAGAUCCUGCAGCUCCUGCCACACCCGGUGUGGGGCGAGUUCGGCUACCCCACGGCCAAGGGGCAGGGCUGGGUCGGCGACCCCAGGGCCUGGGAGCUCGACGUCGGCGCCCUGUCCCAGGCGCUCUACUUCUACCAGGACCCGGGCACGCCGGCGGCCAGGAGGCGGUGGACGUCGCUCGACGUGGGCACGGAGAUAUACGUCAGCGAGAACGCCGAGGCCGAGUGGACGCUCAGCGGGUUCGAUAUCCUUGUUCCGGACACUUGCAUCAAGUCGCAGCAAGAAGGAACCGCCGGCAACAGUUGCUGGUAGAGUAGUUGAUCAAAGGGAACAUCACGCUCGUGUCAACAAUUCUGAUUGAAACUUGUAACAAAAAAAUGCUAACAAGGAAGACAUAUGGACAGUAGUACUGCAAAAUAAAAGAGUUCAUCGAUAGUAAUUAGACAGCAGAAAUUUUAGCUGUUGCCUUCUUUUUUAUGGAGAUAUCGAUACAAGGAACAUCACAUGGCCUCCGCCUGUCCAAUUUGGUACCAGUGUAGUGCCAAGAGCAGGCAGGCUAGCAGAUGCAUAAUGCACGCAUGUUCUUCGCGUA
Molecule: messenger RNA, 2818 nt
Organism: Setaria italica (foxtail millet)
Lineage: Eukaryota; Viridiplantae; Streptophyta; Magnoliopsida; Poales; Poaceae
Exons: 2
Coding region: 985-2538 (517 amino acids)
Source: RefSeq, a predicted model, not a curated record